Molecule: messenger RNA, 3377 nt
Organism: Gekko japonicus
Lineage: Eukaryota; Metazoa; Chordata; Lepidosauria; Squamata; Gekkonidae
Gene: PM20D1
Product: peptidase M20 domain containing 1
Exons: 13
Coding region: 96-1664 (522 amino acids)
Biological process (GO): amino acid metabolic process
Molecular function (GO): metallocarboxypeptidase activity; hydrolase activity, acting on carbon-nitrogen (but not peptide) bonds, in linear amides
Source: RefSeq, a predicted model, not a curated record
UCCUUUAAUGAUUAGCAAAAAGAGGCUUCUUCCUGGUCAGGCCCCCAGCGACGGCUGUCAGAGCGCGAAGUCAGCAGCAGUCAGAGCGAAGUAAAAUGGCGGCGCUUAGCCCCCGGUUGCGAACGGCGCUGUGCGUUGCUCUCCUGUUGUUGUGCGCAGUGACAGUCGUCCUCUUGGUCGUGCUGCUUGCUCGAGCUUACUCCAUGAAGCCUGCUGUGCCAGCUCCUGAGAUCUGGGAUCGGGAGGGGGAGCGGCGCGUAGAGGCUGCGUUUAGCCCCCAGGAGCGACGGGACCUUAAAGAGGCACUGAAAGGUGCCAUCAGGUUGCAAACAGUUUCCUUCGGGCCAGAUGACCAGAAUACAACAGCCCUGGCAGAGUUUGGGCCUUAUAUCCGUAAAGUCUUCCCUGCAGUGUUCUCUGCCCCAUUCAUUCAACAUGAAGUUAUUGGGGGAUACAGCCACCUAUUCACUAUCCAGGGCUCCAACCCUCAGCUGCAGCCCUACAUGCUGAUUGCACACAUAGAUGUAGUUCCGGCUUCCCCAACAGGAUGGGAUGUGGAUGACCCUUUCUCUGCUGAGGAACGUGAUGGGUUUAUCUACGGACGAGGAACGCUGGAUAACAAAAAUUCCGUUAUGGGGAUUCUGCAGGCUCUAGAGUUCUUACUGAGACGAAAUUAUAGGCCUCGCAGGUCUUUCUAUAUUGGCCUUGGGCAUGAUGAAGAGGUGGAUGGUCAAAAAGGAGCAGUGAAGAUUGCAGCUGAGCUGGAAUCUAGAGGAGUGAAACUUUCUUUCUUGCUUGAUGAGGGAAUGUUCAUUUUAGAUGGGGUCGUAACAGGACUAAAGAAACCUGCAGCUAUAAUAGCUGUCACAGAAAAGGGUGCAAUUACAGCAGAUCUCAGUGUGACGAUGGUGCCAGGCCAUUCUUCUGCACCACCUAAGAGGACGAGUAUUGGUAUUCUCUCUGAAGCACUAUCCAGGCUGGAGCAGCAACCCAUGCCGAAUUUGUUUGGUAAGGGCCCUGAAAUCAUGAUGUUUGAACAAUUGGCCCCCGAGUUCAGCUUCCCUCUCAACAUCAUCAUGGCAAAUCUGUGGCUGUUUGGACCACUUGUCAGCAGAGUUCUUGAGCAAACACCUACCACUAAUGCCAUGGUUCGGACCACCACUGCCAUCACCAUGUUUCGUGCAGGAGUCAAGUCUAAUGUUAUUCCACCAUCUGCAACUGCAACCGUGAAUUUUCGAAUCCAUCCUGCACAAACAGUUGCUGAGGUCCUGGAAAUAGUAGAGAAAACGAUUGAUGAUAAGAGAGUGAAGAUAGAAGCAGAGAGUGCCUUUGAUCCGCUCCCGGUUAGCCCUUGGGACAACCAGACCUUCGGACUGCGGGUUUUCCGCCAGACCCUUCUGGAUGUUUUCCCAGAUGUUGGCAGCAUGGCUCCAGGCAUUUGUAUUGGAAACACUGACAGCAGGCAUUUCACCAACCUCACAAAUGCCAUUUAUCGAUUUAACCCAGUGGUCUUUAAACCUGAUGAUAUGGCAAGGUUCCACGGGUUGAAUGAAAGGAUCUCUGUUGAAAGUUUUGAAAAGCAAGUGGAGUUUCUCUUCCAGCUGAUUCAAAAUUCUGAUAUUGACCUGUCUCCAGAGCCUCAUGUGAAUUUUCACGAGCUGUAAGAACAAGUGGGAAGGCUUGUGGGUUUUGUGAGGGACUGAAAAUAUUCAAAGAAGCUGUGUUCCACGUUAUUCUCUGUUCUGGAACUGAGUUAUUAGGAAUGAUGACUUACAUACAGAUUUAAAGAAACGACACUGGAGCAUUGCACUGCAUACUAUUAUGAAACGUAUUAAAAACUAAAAGUAGAACAAAUCAUUUCAGACUGAAACAAAAGCAUUAAGCUCCAUGCUGUGUUGUACCUUGCAGCCACCGCAGCCCUGAGAAUCUUAAUACUUACCAUGCAGAACAGCAAAGUGUACAAAAGACCCUUAAACUGUUCUCUUAAGAGGAGGGGAGUGCAGUUUUUCAUAAAGCUGGUCUUCCAAAACCUACAGGAGCUGUUCUGUUGUAUGCUGAUGGCAACAGGUAAUUGGCUGUAUCUGGUGCCAGCCCUUCAGUAUUAAUCGCCUGAAGUGUGAGCUACUGCACUAGUUUCUUUCUAUGUUCCAAUCUGCUAGAAUGGCAGCAAACCAGAUUUCACUCCUGCCAAGCACAUAUUUUCUGGCUGCUAUAUGCUUGCUGUGAUUUAAUUUCCAGCAUUACAGUGCAUCUUUAUACCUAAAUAAUUAAUGUGGCUUUAAGUUAAAACACGACUAAAUUUGGUAGAAAUAUUUCUGCUAUACUCUCUCUCACUCAAAAAAAAGCUCAAGUAGCUUUACAGCUAGGCUUGUGUUAAAUGUGUAUAAAAUAUUGGUGGGUGGAGAGAUUUAAAGUACAGUAUAAGCAAGUGGGAGGGGAGAGUCAAACUUUCCACCUGUGCACAUUUUCUUCCUUCUGAUUUCUCCUAUUAAGAGGGUGACUUCUGGUGCCUGAACUUCUCCAGAAGAAAAAUAGCUGCUAUAAGCAGUAUGGGGUCUUUUCCAAAACCCUGCUCUUUCUAUGGUAACUUGAGCUGCCUGGGAACCCAACAGUUCCUAAACUAAAGCAGUAUUGUGAAGGGGGGGGGGGGUUAACUAUGAAAAAAUAAUUUUACUAAUUUCUGCUUGCGCUGGUUAACGAAGGUGCUAGUUGGCUAUUUUUAUGCUUGAAAAAGAUUGCUGUUCCUUAGAAUCUGGUGGGGUCUUGUUGUUGGAAUGUAAGACAUGUAAACUGUAGCAUCUGAUUGAAUUCCCUGGAUCCCCCCCAUUCACCAGAUUGGUUUAUACGGAGAGCCUUCUUUACAUGCUCUCUACUUUCACUAUUCUUUAAGGGGAUUUUUUUUUUCUUGGAUACACUGUCAGUUCCCUCUUCCUUCAGUGGAAAUACACUUGAUUAAGGGGGGGGAAAUGCUACCCACGUGGAAUUUGCUUGCUCAUAGAAGCCGCCGAGCUAUGUCUUUGCUGCUGCUAUUGCCUUGUGCCAUUCAGCUGUGUCUCUUCCCUUUACAACCACCAGGGGACAUGCUGCAGUAGACAUUCCUCAAAAUAUUUUGUCCCCGUUUUCUAUUUGCUGAACCUUGUCAAAAGAAGCUUGAUUAAAGACAGGGAACCUACAUUUGCUGGGGGAGGGGGACUGCAUAUAUUUUAAUAUCUUGUUUGCUGCUUAGUUCUUCAGUGGUGUUUAAAUAUGUUUGGGCACUUGAAUCAUCCACUUAAAUAUAAAAAUGUUAUCCCUUAGUAUUCCUAGUUAAAUUAAGCCUGGAGCUCCAGAAAAUUAUAACACUGUGAUUCCUAGGGUCCGUUUCAUGCCAUCUUGUA